GGCGCCGGGCAGAGCGGCGCCUGUCCCCUCCCGUCCAAGAUGGCGGCGGCGACGGCGGUGUUGGCGGCGCGGAGCCUGGCGCGUUCCCGGGGAGGCCUCCUGCUCCCGGCCCUGCCCGGCGGGCCCCGCCCCAGGGCCAACCUGGCGUCCCUGGCGGGCCUCUCCCGUGGCAAGAAGGUGGCCCUGACCACGCUGGGUGUGCUGACGGCAGGCGGGGCUGGCCUGGCCUGGGCCCUUCACACCGCUGUGAACGCCGGCGAGCUAGAGCUGCAUCCGCCCACCUUCCCCUGGAGCCACAGUGGCGUGCUGGCUUCCCUGGAUCACAGCAGCAUCCGGCGGGGCUACGAGGUGUACAGGCAGGUGUGUUCAGCUUGCCACAGCAUGGAUUACCUGGCCUUCCGCAAUCUCGUCGGGGUCACCCACACGGAAGAGGAAGCCAAGGCCCUGGCCAAGGAGGUGGAGGUGCAGGACGGGCCCAACGAGGACGGGGAGAUGUUCAUGCGUCCCGCCAAGCUCUCGGACUACUUCCCCAAGCCCUACCCCAACCCAGAAGCAGCGCGGGCAGCAAACAACGGGGCGUUGCCUCCAGACCUCAGCUACAUUGUCAAAGCCAGGCACGGCGGGGAGGACUACGUCUUUUCCCUGCUCACUGGCUACUGCGAUCCACCCACCGGGGUGACCCUACGAGAAGGGCUGCACUACAACCCCUACUUCCUGGGAGAGGCGAUUGGCAUGGCACCCCCCAUCUACAACGAGAUCAUAGAGUAUGAGGAUGGCACCCCCGCCACCAUGUCCCAGCUCGCCAAGGACGUCUGUACCUUCUUGCGAUGGGCAGCAGAGCCGGAACACGAUCAGCGCAAGCAGACGGCUCUGAAGAUGCUGGUGACGGUGGCCAUAUUGACACCCCUCUUCUUCUACUUGAAACGGCACAAGUGGUCAGUGCUCAAGAGCAGGAAAAUCGCCUACCGGCCUCCCAAGUGACCCACGUGAGUGGUGCGGACCUCUCUCUGAUGCCAGAGCGGCAUCCGGGGCGCCUCUUCCUCUGCCCCAGGAAUGUAUGUACAGACCGGCAGGUGGACGGGCGCUCCUCACCAGUGCAUUUGAUGUUAUUUAAGAAGUCUCCAUCCGUUCAGUCACCCGCAAAGCCUUGGGAAGAGGACCCGGGGAUGCAGGGGUGGCGAGCACCCAAUAAAACGCGUUUCUUCAACCAGAACAAA
Messenger RNA from Elgaria multicarinata webbii, 1217 nucleotides. Its product is annotated as cytochrome c1, heme protein, mitochondrial. Gene Ontology annotation, biological process: mitochondrial electron transport, ubiquinol to cytochrome c. NCBI's taxonomy places the organism in Eukaryota, Metazoa, Chordata, Lepidosauria, Squamata, Anguidae. Gene Ontology annotation, molecular function: heme binding; electron transfer activity. The transcript is spliced from 7 exons. The coding region runs from base 40 to 981 and encodes 313 amino acids. The record is from RefSeq and is a predicted model, not a curated record.